AUGGGUGCCGGCGGAGUUGUGCUGCGCUUUUUCAGUCUGGCCAUUCGGGUCCUGCAGUUCCUCGCCUCGGCCGUGAUUCUGGCGAUCUUUUCAUACUAUCUGGCUGUGCUCUCGCGCCAUGAUCUGGUCAUCCCCACCUGGACCAAGGCCGUCGAGGGUCUGUCCGGGGCGGCAGCGCUAUACAGUCUGCUUGGCGCCAUCUUCGUAUGCUGCCUUGGAGGCGUGGCCUUCUUUGCCUUUUUGGCGAUUGUGCUCGAUGUCUGCUUCAUCGGGGUGAUGAUCGCCAUCGCCGUCUUGACCCGACGAGGGACGCAGAGUUGCACGGGCUUCGUUCGAACUCCUCUGGGCGAUGGAGAUGCCACCAACCGUGCCGACACCCCGGCGGGAACCAGUUUCCGGACCUCCUGUAAUCUGCAGAAGGCUGCCUUUGCGGUCUCGAUUAUUGGAAUCGCGAGAAGCGCUUCGGUCCCUCGCCUGCCAACAACUACACACUACGGCACGAGCCGCAAAUGGUGGAGUCGCAAGAAGACCUACCCGGAAGCCUCUGGUGGCAUCGACACCCUGCCCGCACACCCCACCCCCACAGACGUGGAGUUCGGCACGGAAAAGCAACCGGUCCAGAAGAAGCGCUUCGGCCUCUUUGGCAGAAAAAAGGAACCUGUUCCUGUCGCCGAUACCAACCCGGCUGCAGGCCAGAAUGGUUAUGGCUACGGCGGUUCCGCCUAUACGGGUAACAUGUAA
Messenger RNA from Penicillium oxalicum, 741 nucleotides. RefSeq lists its product as uncharacterized. Bases 1 to 741 code for a protein of 246 amino acids. The transcript is spliced from 2 exons. The record is from RefSeq and is a predicted model, not a curated record. Lineage: Eukaryota; Fungi; Ascomycota; Eurotiomycetes; Eurotiales; Aspergillaceae.